AGAGCCUUACUGCGGAGGCCUGGGGAUCAUCUGGCUGUUAUCACUGAUGUCCACUGUUUAAUCCUCUGGCAGGUACGGGACAGGAUGGGAGGCUUCGCCAGCAACAGCAGUCAAGCAGGAGGAUGAGUGUCCAGAGACGGGAGGCCACGGACAGGUGCAAAGGUCUGGCCAAAACCCACGAGUCAAAGAAGAGAGGAGUUAAUCAGGGAUUACAUCAGUAACUUCAUAAAGCUGAGAUCAAAGUUUCUUUGAUCAGAAACCUCCGUUGACCUAAAGAACAGCAGAUCGUCAGAGAAGCACCAAAGUGGCAGCGUUGCCACAGACAGGUGGGAACGCUCAGACAAGCUGACACUGAGAGUCGGUCUGGACAGAAAGGGGAACCUGAAGCAGUUUCACAGGAAACUCCCACAGAGUUCUCGUCAGCGUUCAUAAGGAGCCGUCAGACCAGAAGAAAGGAGUGACGACCGUCAGACAAAAUUGGAGGAGCUCCUCACCCAGAGAAAACAAGUUGUUGGCAGCCUCACCUCUGAGGCAAGAGCGUCUUGACGAUGUGAAAGAAUCGCCGCUGAUCUGGAUCAGAAAAAAGAAAAGAAACGCGGUUCCGUGGCCCCUGAAGGGAUGGCUCUCCUCCAGGUCUUGAUGUGGUUGGUUCUCCCGAACCCGGCUCUCCUCUCUGGUCCGGAUCGCUGUGGCGUUCAUGACAGCAGCAGCUCAAACGACAUGUCGCCUUGGCUGCAGUCCUUGCAAUGCCACAAUAACUACAAGACCCAUGUGGACUGCAAAUGGAAGKCGCCGACAAACACGACUCUGCAGGUCUGGCUGAGGGAAAACAAAGGCAGCAGUGAGCCCUGUGUGCCUUUUAAAGACGAAAAAACAACCGAGGAUGGAGUUGUCCAGUGCAGAUAURAAACUUCGGAGCUUGGCAUAGGAACCAACCAUGCUGUCUUCUUCAUGAACAACCAGACAACAAGCCUCUGCUCGUCUUCCAAACACUCGUCUCUGGAUCUUGUUCAGCACCUGAGGGCACGUCCGCCUGGGGGUCUGACUGCGUCUGAGGAAAGCGAUGGCAGCUACCGGCUGAGGUGGUCCAGCCCGUAUUCUCCAUUGUCCUCUCUGAACCAGAACCUCUCGUAUCAGCUCAGCUUCAGGACGCAGGCCGAGGACGGGUGGACCACUGAGGCUGUGGCAGACACCAGCGUGAAACUGGAGAGGCAGAAGCUGCUUCCCGGCCAUCGAUUCGAGGCCAGAGUGAGAGCCAGGGCUGGCGUGGGUUGGUGGAGCGAAUGGAGUCCUGUGGCGAGCUGGAAAACCAGAGAUGACCUCGGGCAGGUUCCCUCUUUGGACUGUGUUCUGGAUGGAGAGAAGGAAGUGACGUGUAGCUGGGAGGUGAGCAGAGCGCUAGCUUAUCUCGUCACCUACCAGCUGAAAUGUCAACGCGACCCGACAGCACAGUUUGAGGAUUGUUGUGUGAACCCAGCUGUGAGUUCUGACCCCAGAGGGACAGAAGUGAGGUAUAGCUGUCCUCUCACCGAUGUAGACCCUGAACGUCUGCAGCUGAAGCUCCAGCCGGCACACAACGCCAAGACUUUUCAAUCGCACAAACACAUUCAUCCCAAUUCGCCAGUGCAGGUGAAAGUGAGGGAGAAUAACGGUGACUGGGUUGUGGAAUGGUCUCCACCAGCUGAGGCAGCUACAAAGCUGUUGUACCAGGUCCGGUAUUACCAGGCCUCAGAUCAGGGGUCCUCCGUGCAGCUGGACAUUUCCGAGGGGUCCACAUGGGUGAACCUCCUGGGAACGUCCCUCGUGCCGCUCCAGGACUACGAGGUGCAAGUGAGGUCACUGGUUGCCCCUGGAGAAGGUUCCAAAUACGAAGGAAUCCCCUCAGAAUGGUCUGAACCUGCGAACUGGACCUCGAAUAAAGCCGCCUGGUCCGUCUCCAAACUGAUUUAUUUCUUCUGUGGCGUGAUUGCAGUCGCGCUCUUUCUGACUCUGUACCACACCGUUCCAGUUUGCCGGAAGGAAGUUGUGAUGUGGGUGGACUCGGUUCCCUCUCCAGGCAAAAGCAAGAUCCUGUCUGAGAUCAAGACUUCCUCGUCCCCGACCCUCAUGCAGAGCGAGAAGACGUCCAUUUGUAGCGUGCAGAACCUCGACCGCGUAUCGACCUGCCAAUGUCUGCACUUUGCCGCCGUGGCGAUCGAGAAGAAAGAGGGGGCUGAUGACAAUAUGCACCUUUUCCCCUGUUGCAGCUCCUCAGAAGCUUUGCUUUGGCCGAACAAGAGCACUGAGACGACGUGCGCCGAUCAGAGCAGGAGCUGCUGGAACUGUGAUAACCUCCCCUCCCCUCUUGAUAACGUUCACGGCUCGGACACGUCGUCCAUGAGCUUCAGCGGGCCGUACAUCUUUUGUCAGGGUUCAGGACAAACGUCAAUGGAGGUCCAGCAAAACGAAGUCCGCGAAACAAAAUCGUAUGAAGCUGUGCCUCUCUUCCUGGCGCCAUGUCCUCUUCGUGACAGAGAUUACGUGUGUCUUCCCAACCGCACUCUGUCCAGGUCCACAGAGGACCUCACGUCCCACAGCAGCUCAGGCCCGAAAUGUCCUGAGCAGGACCGGCAGCACCUGAACGCCACACUGCGGCCUGUUCAGUCUGACAGCCGGUCCGGCUCCGCAGAACCAGCCACGAGAAAUCAACCGUCUGAUUACAUGGCAGGGCCGCUCCCCUCCUGGCCUCAAGAGGGCGCUAACUCGGGAUACUGCCAGCUCCCAGCAGCCUUCACGGCACCGUCAAAAUGAACAGCUGCAUGCAAGAAAAACAAAACAAACAAACAAACAAACAAAAACUAGCUAAUUUCAUAAGAACAAAGCAGGAUCGACCAGUGAUUGAGUUUUUGUAAGCUUCUACUUUAUUUUAAGCUCCUCAAGCUAUUAGAGGAAAAAAAGUAUCUUGUUGUCGUUACACAUAUUUUAUAUUGCCUUUACUGAUUUUAAUCAGUAAAGGCAAUACAUGAUCUACUGUAACAAGCUGCCACUCCAUGAAACUGCUAAAGCAAAGAGAUGGACGGUGAGUUAAAGUCAGAACAUUGACUCUGUGACCUUUUUCAGCAUUUUAUUUUCUGUACAGAGCAUUUGAAUCUCAAUAAAAGUUAAACACACAUGCUAAGAAGACAAAUUGGCAUAUUUACUGUGAAGUAAAGUGAAAGUACAAAAAUAAAUAAAGUGUUACAUGGGA
This is a messenger RNA of Poecilia reticulata (guppy), 3226 nucleotides long. The record is from RefSeq and is a predicted model, not a curated record. Lineage: Eukaryota; Metazoa; Chordata; Actinopteri; Cyprinodontiformes; Poeciliidae.